CAAACGCAAAGAUACAGCGAUCCCACGAGGCAACCCCGAAAGUCCGGGUUCUUGGAUCAGAAAAAUGUCGAGAACUCGGCCGAAAUAGUCCUGUCAAGAGGUGGAUCUUUAUGUCGUGAAAUUUUGCGGAGGCGCGCGGACUCGAUGAUAUGCUCAAACUAUUCUUCUCUCAGAGGUAGUUCGGCACUGACCAACUCUUCAAGUCAAGAUAAGAACCGUAGCGUCAGCAGCAUCCUUAAAACCCUUGUACGUGCAACAUCUACCUAUGGCGAUUUGAGAGACUUUUACAUCGAACCCAAACCUCGCUACUUCUAGCGAACCUCACUGCCUCACCAUAAUGUCGGAGGUGAAUCUCGAUCUGGGCGACCUUUUCGGCGCGGUCGGCGACACGACCAGCGUCGGGAAUAACAGCGACAACGAAGGCGAGGCGGAUCACACGCGCGUCCGCUCGAACGACCCACUGGACUGGGAUAUCGACGUGGGUCCGCUGAGCUUGUACUUCCAGCAGAAGUCAAAACUGGAUGUCGGGGCGGCGGCGGGGGUUUCGACCCUUGAGCCCGUAGAACUCGACCUGAAGCAGGCGGGUAUUAAGAAGAAGCGGAAGCAAGCGGAGAGAUUAACACGCAAAGGUGUUGCACUCAGCGAGGAUGAAGAUGAUGAUGAACAAAAUGCGUCUGAAGUAGCUCCCGAUCAUGCGGAAGAUGACCAAGGAGAAGUUCUUCCGCUUGCGAAAAUUGACCGUGUACGCGACGACGGCAUUUUGGCUAAGGUUUUGGGGAGAUUUGGUUCAUCUAAUAACUCCACUUCGUCCAGCUCUUCGAAACGGCCGACCGUUGGGAAAAUCGCUCCGGUGCUUGGCACCGGGAAGUUUGUGAAGCAGCAGAAAAAGCUGAGCCAGGAGCUGCGCGGACAGACCCGAAACGGCUUGCCGAAACAGGAGUUGACCCCGGAGCUCGAGCGGGAACUGAAGUUCCUGCAAAUGCGCGCCUACGCGGAUCCAACAAGGUUCUACCGAGGGAACGACUCCAAGGAACUGCCGACACACUUCCAUUUGGGAGUGGAGGUGGGAGGCAGCCAGGGCCUGGCGCCAGUGCACGGGGAUGGACGACCGACCUACGUCAGCGACAAGAAAAAGAAGACCAAGGUACACUUGAUUUCGUGAAUUCGUUGAAGGGUUGUCCUUUUUAUGAAUAGUGUGUGUGAAGUUUCACGUACGAUGGACAUGAGAAUGCACCGGAAUCCUUAACUACAAUGCGCAUGCAAAUGAAGUGGCAAUCACGAAUCUGAUAUGAUCCAAAUGAAAUUCAGGGCGUUUCCUUCAUGCAAGAGACGCUAAAGGACCAGCGGGUGCAAGAAUUUACGCGAAAGCGAUUUAACGAAGUAGGUGCCUGGGGCCAGGAGGGCAGUAUCGUGAAGAAAAACGGUGCGAAGAAGAAGAACGCGGGCAAAGGCGCGUGGAAGAAAAAGAAGAAAAAGUGAAUGGAAUAGCCCGGCACAGAUGUGUAGGAAUCGCGACAACCUGUAAUAUCCAUGUACUGUGAACUUCGAUUUCAUGCGCAAGUACUUUGCAAAGCUCUACGAAUAUCACGAUGAAAAAG
Amoebophrya sp. A120 is the source of this 1598-nucleotide messenger RNA. Lineage: Eukaryota; Dinophyceae; Syndiniales; Amoebophryaceae. The record is from the annotation of a GenBank genome assembly.